Theobroma umbraticum is the source of this 1439-nucleotide messenger RNA. RefSeq lists its product as uncharacterized. Gene Ontology annotation, biological process: protein ubiquitination. Gene Ontology annotation, molecular function: ubiquitin-protein transferase activity; zinc ion binding. The record is from RefSeq and is a predicted model, not a curated record. Gene Ontology annotation, cellular component: membrane. NCBI's taxonomy places the organism in Eukaryota, Viridiplantae, Streptophyta, Magnoliopsida, Malvales, Malvaceae.
AUAUUUUGAAUUUUAUAAAAAAAAAGUAUAAAAUGUCGGAGCAUGGAAAAUUUAGGAAGGAAAAACGCGUUGGAAGGGGAAAAGCUUAAUUAGAAAAUUGCUCUCCUAUUUCUUCGUUUUCCUAAAUCAAACACAAAUCCCCCCAUUUUCUCCGCUAAAAGAAAUUAUGAGUGAUCACCUGGUGUUGUAUGUGGACCGUCUGGUAAGGCCGGUUCCCGUACAGCCGUUGGAGUCGGAGGCUGGUCCUUCCACCGAGAUUUCUGGACCGUCGUGCUCCGCGGAGGAUAAGGAGAAGGGGGUCGUCCGAGGAGGCGAGGAGGAGGACGACGACGACGAGGAGGAGCCGCUGAUUCAGGCGGCGGAGUGCCGCAUUUGCCAGGAGGAAGAUUCUAUUAAGAAUCUUGAGACUCCUUGUGCCUGCAGUGGCAGCCUCAAGUAUGCACAUAGGAAGUGCGUGCAGCAUUGGUGCAAUGAGAAAGGAGAUAUAAUCUGCGAGAUAUGUCAUCAGCCUUACCAGCCUGGUUAUACUGCUCCACCUCGUCCCCAUUCUGAAGAAACCGCUAUAGAUAUUGGUGGAGGCUGGACAAUCUCUGGCACCCCUCUGGAUUUGCGUGAUCCUCGCCUCUUGGCCAUUGCAGAGGCAGAACGCCAAUUUUUGGAAGCAGAGUAUGAUGAAUAUGCUGCAUCAAAUGCCAGUGGAGCUGCAUUUUGCCGUUCAGCUGCUCUAAUUUUAAUGGCACUUCUGUUAUUGCGGCAUGCAUUGACUGUUCCGGAUGCUGAUGGAGAUGAUGAUGAUGUGUCUACUUUUUUCUCUCUUUUCUUGCUUCGAGCUGCUGGAUUUCUCUUGCCAUGCUACAUCAUGGCUUGGGCCAUCAGUAUAUUACAGCGCCGAAGGCAAAGACAGGAAGCAGCAGCGUUGGCUGCAACACAGGUUGCUUUCGUGUUACAAUCUGGGCAACGUAGGGGUAUGCAGUUUACCAUUGCAUCAGGACCAGCGGUGACUCCACACCAGGAAAGUGUUUGACUUAAGAGGAAUGCGUGAAGGUCUGGCACUAACAUUAUAUUGGUUGUUGAAGGGUAAAUGAGAACGGUUCGCCUAUCAAUAAACCUGAAAAGCUUUUUAUUUUUUAUCUCCAAAAUAGAUGGUUGAGAAAGAUUCGGAGAAAGUUAGGGUAGCCUUCAGUCAUUUCCAUGUCAUGUACCCAUCAUUGUGUAUAUGUAUAUACGAGCUUCAAAGCACUUAAGCUUGAGCUACCCAGGUCUUGUGAAAUGCAGAAUUCUCUCCAUCUUCAGUUCCAAUGUCCUAGUGUGCUUUCUUUUCCGGUCAUUACUGUUUCAGUUAAAACUCUUCUGUUGUAGCGCCGUAUGUGCCGGCUGUAGGAUACCGCCCGAAGGGGACUGUGAUGCAACAAAAGAAUGAGAAAUUCAUAUUUCAUGUA